Hibiscus syriacus is the source of this 1426-nucleotide messenger RNA. RefSeq names its product flavonoid 3-O-glucosyltransferase-like. Lineage: Eukaryota; Viridiplantae; Streptophyta; Magnoliopsida; Malvales; Malvaceae. The record is from RefSeq and is a predicted model, not a curated record. The transcript has 2 exons. Gene Ontology annotation, molecular function: UDP-glycosyltransferase activity. The coding region runs from base 24 to 1367 and encodes 447 amino acids.
GGCAACAGAGUACGCAAUACGAAAUGGAGCAAGCCUACAGCAACGCUUCUAAACACGUAGCUGUGCUCGCUUUCCCCUACGGCACACAUGCUGCCCCUCUCCUCAACCUCAUCUGUCAGCUGUCGGACGCUUGCCCCGACACGAUGUUUUCCUUCCUUAGCACCCAGCAGUCGAACAGUUCGACGUUUCAAAUGAAGCUCGACAAGGUUAAGCCUUUUAACGUGUGGGACGGAUUACCCGAAGGGUAUGUGUUUAAGGGUAAUCCUCGUGACCCUGUCGAUUAUUUUCUUAAGGCGGCGCCGGGGAAUUUCACGGAGGUUUUGGAUGAAGUUGUGGCCGGAACUGGUAAGCCGAUUGAUUGCUUGAUAACAGAUGCUUUUUAUGCGUUCGGGGCUGAUAUCGCCGAUGAAUUGAACGUUCCUUGGGUGGCGCUUUGGACGGCGGGCCCCAGGGCUCUCUUCGUUCAUGUCGAUACCGAUAUUAUUCGACAGCAAGUAGGAACUAAUGGUCCACAAGACAAGGCGCUUGAUUUUCUUCCUGAUUUUUCUGCUAUACGUGUUGCUGACUUACCCGAUGGAAUAACCUCCGGGGAAUUUGAUGCCCCCUUACUAGCAUUGUUCCAUAAAAUGGGACCAGCACUGUCACGCGCCACCGCGAUAGCCGCAAACUCAUACGAAGACUUGGACAACACAGUCGUCAACAUGCUUAAACUAAGAUUCAAUAUGUAUCUAAACGUCGGUCCCUCCAAUCUAGUAUCAAGUUCCACAGUCAACGACUCGCACGGCUGUUUGGACUGGCUGAGCAAGCACGAGCCAGCAUCGGUGGCGUACAUCAGCUUCGGGACCGUGAUGGAACCACCCCCCCAGGAGCUGCAAGCACUAUGUGAAGCCCUGGAGGAAAGUGAGUUCCCAUUUCUUUGGUCUUUUAGAGGAAGCCCUGAGAAGCAAUUGCCAUCAGGGUUCCUCGAAAGAACGAGCUCGAAAGGGAAGAUAGUUCCAUGGGCUCCUCAGCAGAAAAUAUUGGAACAUCCAUCGGUCGGGGUAUUCGUAAGUCACGGUGGAUGGAAUUCGGUCCUGGAAAGUAUCUGCGGAGGCGUGCCAAUGAUUUGCAGGCCUUUUUUCGGAGACCAAGGUUUGAACACUCGAACUGUGGAGGCAAUAUGGGGAUUCGGGUUGGGAUUAGAGGGAGGAACAUUGACGAAAGAAGGAGCAAUGAAAGCGUUGAAGUUGACACUGCGCAGCCAACAAGGGAAGCAACUGAGAGACAGAAUUAGACCACAAAAAGAGCUGGCUUACAAUGCAGUAAAGCCCAACGGUAGCUCGGUUGAAAAUUUCAAAACACUUGUAAAAGUUGUCAGUAACAACUGACACUUAAAACACCAAGUUAAUUGAUCAAUAAAGUGAUGAACUAAUUUCAUCAACACAAA